AUGGCCACCAUUAAACAGAUCGAUGGCCGUAGUGUCCAUCAAAUCCAAUCGGGGCAGGUCAUUGUCGACCUGUGCUCUGUAGUCAAGGAACUUGUUGAGAAUAGUAUUGAUUCUGGAGCAACAAUCCUAGAUGUUCGAUUCAAAAACCAAGGCCUUGAUUCCAUCGAAGUUCAAGAUAAUGGAUCUGGAAUCGCACCCGCCAGCUAUGGUUCCGUUGCUCUUAAGCACCACACGUCGAAGCUUUCUUCAUACUCUGAUAUAGCGUCGCUGCAAACGUUUGGCUUUCGCGGCGAAGCAUUGGCAUCGUUAUGCGCCUUAUCUAUCCUUACUGUGACAACAUGCCUGGAACAAGAUGCCCCUAAAGGGUCUAAGUUAACAUUCUUGCAAUCUGGGAGGUUGGAAAACACCAGCGUUGUUGCGGCUCAGAGAGGAACCACAGUCAGCGUCGAAAAUCUGUUUCACAAUCUGCCUGUCCGACGCCGAGAGCUUGACCGUAAUAUCAAAAGGGAGUGGCACAAAGUUAUUGCUCUACUUAACCAGUACGCGUGCAUUCUAACGAAUGUGAAAUUCUCCGUAUCCCAGCAGCCUACAAAAGGGAAACGAAUAUUGCUCUUUUCUACCAAAGGCAACCCGAGCACUCGUGAUAACAUUAUCAACAUUUUCGGCGCAAAAACGCUAGCCGCCUUGAUCCCUCUUGAGCUUGACCUAGAGAUCAAGCCUUCUGGAACUCGCCGUGACGUGCGAUCUGACGAAAAUCCGACGGCAAACAGUCAUGGCGUUCGUAUUGUUGGCCAUGUCUCAAAGCCCGCCCACGGAGAAGGCAGACAAACUCCAGAUCGCCAAAUGUUCUUUGUGAAUGGCCGGCCCUGCUCGUUGCCUCAGCUGGCCAAAGUAUUCAACGAAGUCUAUCGAUUAUACAAUAACUCGCAAUCGCCCUUCAUUUUCGCUGACGUCCAGCUAGACACUAUGCUGUACGAUGUGAAUGUGAGUCCCGAUAAACGAUCUAUUCUAUUACAUGAUCAAAACAACUUGCUAGAUACUCUUCGUAUCUCCCUAUCACAACUGUUCGAUUCUCACGAAGACAGUAUAUCAAUUACCACGUCAGCUGAGAACGUAAAACUGCUUUCUUCUCAUACCAGGGUCACCAAAACAGAACAGCCCCGCCAAACUCCUAGCAAAUUGACGCUUGAAGCUUACACUGCUGCUGCAUCGAACCCCAAUUCCGGCGAUGAGAGCAGCAAGUCCAAUCCCGCCAGUGAUAGCGGAGAGUCUGAGCAGGAUGACAUGGCCGUCCCAGCAUUAGGCGCAAGAUCAGUAAACACAAGACUUAGAGGCAAUGGAAUGGGAAAACAGCGUCUAGAUGAUGGCCCCGAGACAUCAAUCAGAGCAAACGGUAUACAGCUUCCAGAUCCAGAAUCUUUUCGCCAAAAAUCCGCUACUUUGGGAGACCUUUCACCUCCAGAUGAAGGUUCAUCAACCGCGUCCAGCACCCAAAGCACUCCAAGUCAUAAUAAGACUUCACGCGACGAUCCCAGUCCCAUCAUCCAUACGCAAAGUUCUACCUCUUCGAGCAUAAAGUCACCUGAUAUUCCUACAGUGAACGUCGGCGACCACAGCUUGGGUAAUACGACAAUCCCCCCACGGGAGUCGAAUAGAUUUACGAGAACAGCGGAUUUGGAGGAUGAGCCCCCCGAAAGCGGAAGACUGCGUUCUAAACUUUUCAUUCUUAAUCAAGCAAAAGAAUCCUUGGUUCAGUCUGGUCCAUCUCAGCUAGAUGUUGAAGCCAUCAUCCAGUCAUCUCCACACGUGGCAAAAAAUAUUAAAGAUAUUCACAAUGAUGAUCCUACAAAUCGUUCCGCGCAUGAUUUACAGCCUGCUGCAGAGGAGGGAGUAAAAUCUAAUGCUACGCCAACAGAUGGUGGCUCUCCAACCAAUAUAAUCAGUGCAGGCGAUAUCACUGCAGAAUCUAAGGUCCAGUCCUCCAGGCCAGCAAGGCGAAAGGAAGCUACAGUGAAUCUCGUACAGCAUUUGCGCGUGCAGAGAGACAAAGUUCAGCGAAUGAGCACUGCGCAUCUUCCCCGCCGUAACUUUUCGUCUACAUAUACAACGCAGAGUGCUUCCUCUGUAGAACGAAUCGACGCCAGCGAUGCGGAAUCAAAACUCCCUCUUAUUAUUACAAAGGGAGAUUUCUCAAGAAUGAAAAUCAUUGGCCAGUUCAAUCUUGGUUUUAUCAUUGCCGUUAAACCUGCCAGGCGCAUGAGCACGGACAGUGGUGGAAAACAUGACGAACUUUUCAUCAUCGACCAACACGCCUCUGAUGAGAAGUACAAUUACGAGAAGCUUCAGAAUACUACCGAGAUUCAGUCUCAACGUCUUGUUCAUCCUAUGAGGCUUAGACUAACAGCCCUUGAGGAGGAAAUUAUACUGGAGAACUCUUCAGCGUUGAACGCAAACGGGUUUAAAGUGACUAUCGAUACGACGGGAAACUUGCCUGUGGGCUCACGGUGUCACUUGAUGGCAUUGCCUCUGAGUCGAGAAGUCACGUUCAAAUUGGAAGAUUUGGAAGAGUUAAUAUCCCUCCUCGGUGAUAAAUCAGCCGAGUCUUCGUACAUUCCCCGUCCUUCGAAGGUGCAAAAGAUGCUUGCUAUGAGAGCAUGUCGCAGUAGCAUUAUGAUUGGCAAGGCCAUGACGAGAAGUCAGAUGCAUUCACUUGUUAACCAUAUGGGCGAGCUGGAUAAGCCCUGGAAUUGUCCUCAUGGGCGUCCCACGAUUCGACAUUUAAGUCGCCUGCAGACGUGGGGUGCAGUAGGAUGGAAACAUGAUCUGCAUACCGACUCGAUUGCAACUUGGCAAGACUAUCUGGAAGAAACUGACUGA
Molecule: messenger RNA, 2877 nt
Organism: Trichoderma atroviride IMI 206040
Lineage: Eukaryota; Fungi; Ascomycota; Sordariomycetes; Hypocreales; Hypocreaceae
Biological process (GO): mismatch repair
Cellular component (GO): MutLalpha complex
Molecular function (GO): ATP hydrolysis activity; ATP binding; ATP-dependent DNA damage sensor activity
Source: RefSeq, a predicted model, not a curated record